UUUUUUGGUAAAUUUAAUAUGCCAAAAGGUGAAAACAUGGAUUGCGGUGCUAAUCUCAUUUGUUCUAAUGACAUUCCUUCAAUACAAACAGAAUCUAGACAACGCCAAAUACUUUCUAAUAAGAUCAAUAAUUAUUAUGAAUCUGAAAAUUAUUCUUCCGAUCAGAACUGUAUGGAAAGAAUGUACCUCUUUCUGGAUGAAUUAGGUUCUGGUGGUUUCGGGAAGGUUAAAUUGGCAAAGCAUAUCCUCACAGGGGACCAAGUUGCGAUUAAAAUUAUUGAUAAGAAGAGCAUUCCUAAUGAUUUACCGCGAGUAUUCAGCGAAAUGGAAGCCUUAAAGCUGUUGGCGCACCAGAAUAUUUGCCGUCUAUUCCAGUUCCGCGAAACGGAAGACAGGUUUUAUAUUGUGAUGGAGUAUUGCAAUGGUGGAGAGAUGUUUGAUUAUAUUGUUCGCAAAGAGCGGCUUGGGGAAUCUGAGGCACGCCAUUUCUUUAGACAGUUUACUGGUUCAAGGAGUGGCAUACAUUCAUUCAAUGGGUUUGUUGUGAUUUCAAUGGUUUGUUUAAAAAAUUUAGGUUUUGCUCAUCGAGAUUUAAAACCUGAAAAUUUGUUGUUGACCCAAGAGCUCCAAUUAAAGGUGAUUGAUUUCGGGCUUUGUGCAAGACCUUUAAAUGGUUUGACUAGGCCACUUGAAACUUGUUGUGGUUCCCCUGCCUAUGCUGCGCCCGAACUUAUCCAGAAUCAAUCCUAUUUUGGGAACGAAGCCGAUAUCUGGUCAAUGGGUGUUUUGUUGUAUGCAUUGCUCUGUGGUACCUUGCCCUUUGGUUUGAAAGCGUUUUUUACUAAUUAAA
Meloidogyne enterolobii is the source of this 850-nucleotide messenger RNA. Lineage: Eukaryota; Metazoa; Nematoda; Chromadorea; Rhabditida; Meloidogynidae. The record is from the annotation of a GenBank genome assembly.